AUGAUCCAGGGACCCAAUGACAAACGCUGGCCUUCUAAUGUCUCAUGGGCUACGUUCAACCUGCUCCUCAGAGACAGGCUGAUCAAGACUAACCCCAUUGCUGAACCAUGCUACCCAGGCGCUGAUUUCAACUCGGCAGACUACGAGUAUCAGCCCCAACAAGUACUGGACACCAUCUCCUGGGACGGUCAAAUGGAUAUGGUAGCCUGGAAAUCUGGCUUCGGUACUACAGGAACAGCAUUGACUUCCAACCUACUUACUCAUCUGCCAACAAGUCGUACUGGGAAUGGAGUGCUGUCCACAUCAAUGAGGCCUGGCAAUGGAGAGGCAAACAAUGCCAUCGUCGUAGGUGGCGGUGCAGGAUCACGCAGAGCUACCGGCGGUUGCCAUCUAGGGGUCGUCAUGGUCCAGCGACCCGCAAUUAUGGUCUUGGUGCAGACCAGUUCCUUGAAGCUGAGUUGUUUCUCGCUGAUGGGAGUACUUCCGUUGCCAGCUACUGUAAGAGCACGGAUCUUUGCAGGGCUCUGCGUGGUGUCGGGCCAGGCUACGGUAUCGUACUCAGCACAACUAUUCAAGCGCACCCAACGUCGACAUGAUUACUACACACCACCUUACCAGUGUGCCCUUUUCAAACACCCAGAAUUUCAACAACUCGCACCUGCUAGACGCCGUGGCAGUUUCGCAGGCUAUGCCUAUUGGUUUCAGAACUUACCGACAGUUCUUGUUGCCCAUGCGACGUCAGGCUACACUCAUUGGCUUCUGGACAAUUUGGGAAAAAACCAGGCCGAGGCUGAGGCAGCAUUCGCCCCUAUCAGGGCGGACCUACAAGCCAAGUUCAACACCACUUUAUUCAUCGGAGACAGUUAUGCUUCAUACACAGGCUACUGGUCUUUCUGGUCUCUACGAUCUGACCGGCGACACCUCUAUGUUGACUUCGCGCCUUAUCGAUCCAAACUCCGUGUCUGA
Molecule: messenger RNA, 966 nt
Organism: Pseudomassariella vexata
Lineage: Eukaryota; Fungi; Ascomycota; Sordariomycetes; Amphisphaeriales; Pseudomassariaceae
Exons: 6
Coding region: 1-966 (321 amino acids)
Source: RefSeq, a predicted model, not a curated record